This is a messenger RNA of Heterobilharzia americana, 1479 nucleotides long. The record is from the annotation of a GenBank genome assembly. Lineage: Eukaryota; Metazoa; Platyhelminthes; Trematoda; Strigeidida; Schistosomatidae.
GCUUUAUUACUUAAAAAGAAAUCAGGCUACUCAAAAUUUUAAUCUUUGAGAUGAACUCUGUCAAGUGUUUGUGUUUGAUACAUAGAUGUGACAUUUCAUCGUAGUUAAAAUAUCGCUGACUAAUAGAGUUUGUUUCUCUAUGAAUGCUUUCUGAUCCCGGAUUUCGUGAACUUAUAUCCUUGCCUCUUAGUUCAGCUGUAUUGCAUGGUCUUACACGUGCUGGAUUUAAUUGUGUAUCAGAAAUCUCUGGACUAAGUGUUGAUCGUCUAGUCUCUCUAUGUGGAGUUAGCACCAAAGUUGCUCGUGGUGCCUUGGAUAUCAUUCAUCGUUAUCAUCAGUCAUCUGUCGAGUGUAUCGAUAUUAAUAGUCUUGGUUUAUUUGGCCUGCAUACAGCAUGGGACUUACUUGAUACUGCGCAUUCACAUGGUGAUGAUAUUGAAAACAAAGGAUAUAAAUGUAGCUAUUUAGUGAGUAUGUGUCGUAGUUUUGACGAACUUCUCGGUGGUGGUUUCCCAACUGGACGACUGACUGAACUAUGCGGUGAACCAGGCGUUGGAAAAACUCAAUUCUGUUUCCAGGCGUGUGUAAAUGUACAAAUACCUAAGUGGUUUGGUGGACUUGAUGGACAGGCUUUAUUUUUAGAUACUGAAGGAAAUUUCAUCCCUGAACGUGUUCGACAAAUGGCUACCGCCCUAACCAAUCACUGUAGACGUCAUUAUAUUGCAGCAAAUCCAGAGAAAUCUGAUGAACUUUCUAUCCGACAGCAUUGCCCAAGCGUUGAAAGUAUAAUGUCUGGGAUUCACUAUAUACGAAUCACUGAUCACUUGAAGUUACUAGCAGUCUGUCAACAUCUUGAACAGUUUUGUGAUCAACAUCCAUUGAUACGACUAAUUGUAGUUGACAGUAUUGCCCUCCCAUUUCGUUAUGACUUCGAUGACAUUCCUCAACGUAAUCGUUUGUUGGCAAGUGUCGCACAAAUUCUUCUCGGUAUUGCUGGACGUCAGCAAGCUACGGUUAUUCUAACAAAUCAGAUAACAACUAGAUUCGAUGCAAGAUAUAUGAAUUCAGCACAGCCUGAUUGUGUUCCUGGUCAUGAACAAAUAAAAUAUGAUCAAAAUUCAUGCUUAGUUCCUGCACUUGGUGAUAGCUGGGGACAUAUCUGUUCCGUUCGUAUUUUUUUAACACGCUUAUCCGCGGGCUGUCGGCAAGUUCGACUGAUUAAGCAUCCUGGAAGGCCAUGUGGUGUGGGAUAUUAUCAGAUAACAACUGGUGGUAUUCGUGAUCUUGUGCAAGACAUCAAACAAACAACUUAACAACGAAGUGAUGGUUAACGAAAAACCAAACUGGGAAACACUUCCAAAGAACUUUGGUCAAAAUGAAGUGUUGAUAAUGUUAGAGACCAUCUUCUUAAAACAAUUUUUUUCCUUAACUUUUACUAUGUACACACGACUUGGAAAACAAAAACAGUUUUAAGAUAAA